Messenger RNA from Nicotiana tabacum (common tobacco), 5137 nucleotides. Lineage: Eukaryota; Viridiplantae; Streptophyta; Magnoliopsida; Solanales; Solanaceae. The record is from RefSeq and is a predicted model, not a curated record.
ACCCCGAUAGAUCAGAGCACCGCCCACAAAAUUAGGGCACACCGUGAUUCCUUAGCCAAAUUGAAGAUGAGGAGAAUUCCUCUGCUGCAUUACAGUUCCAAUGUUAUUCGCUUUAGCUCAUGCUUUGCUAUUUCCCGUUCUGUUUCGUCAUUUACAACCAGAAAUUGUUCUUCUUCUCAUAGCAAUACAUCCAUUCCGGCAAAGGGUAAACUUGGGGUAGCUAGCAUGUUUGAGAACGUCAAGUGUUUAGAUGAAGCUGUGAGUCUAUUCCGUCAAAUGGUCAGAACUCAGCCUCUUCCUUCUGUUUUUAGCUUCUCCAAAUUAUUAAAGACUAUGGUAAAUAUGAAGCAUUACUCUGCCGUUCUUUCCCUUUUUCGACAAAUGCUGAAAUUAGGCAUCCCAAUUAGUGAUUCAAUCUUGAAUAUCGCGAUCAACAAUUAUUGCCUAAUGCAUCGUUCUGACUGUGGAUUUUCAGUGUUAGCCAUUUACUUGAAGAAGGGCAUUCCAUUUGAUAUUAUCACAUUUAACACCUUACUAAGGGGACUCUUUGCGGAAAAUAAGAUAAAAGAUGCGGUUAACUUGUUCAAAAAGUUGGUGAAAGAGCAUAUUUGUGAGCCUAAUGAAUUCAUGUAUUCAAUUGUCAUGAAUGGGCUUAGCAAAAGGGGUCAUACUCAAAAAACUUUCGAUUUGCUUAGGGUAAUGGAACAAGGAAGCACUAAGCCCGAUGCAUACACCUAUAACAUUGUUAUAGAUUCCCUAUGCAAAGAUAGGAUGUUAGAUGCUGCUAUUAGCCUUUUUGAUGAGAUGAAACAAAAAGGCAUUCCUCCAAACGUUGUCACUUAUAAUUCAUUGAUUGAUGGUCUCGGUAAGUUUGGUAAAUGGGAAAAGGUUAGGAAUUUGUUCUUAGAAAUGGUAAAUCUGAAUAUUUAUCCUGAUGUCUGCACCUUCAACAUAGUUAUAGAUGGACUAUGCAAAGAAGGGAAAGAUAAAGAUGCCGAGGAGGUAAUGAGACACAUGAUUGUAAAAGGUGUAGAGCCAGAUGUAUUCACCUACAAUGCGAUGAUCAAUGGAUAUUGCUUGCGCGGUCAAAUGGAUAAAGCAAGGAGACUUUUUGAUUCGAUGGUAGAUAAGAGCAUUAAGCCUGGCAUUAUUAGCUAUAACAUAUUAAUAAAUGGAUACUGUAAGAAAAAGAAAUUAGAUGAGGCCAUGCAUUUGUUUCACGAUAUUUCUCGAAAUGGAUUGAAAGCUAGCAUUGUUACCUACAAUACUAUCUUGCCAUAUCUAUUUGAAGUUGGAAGAACUGACAUUGUGCAAAAAUUCUAUGAUGAUAUGCUUUCUAUGGGGCUCAGACCUGAUUUAUGCACUAAUUGCAUUUUGCUCCAUGGUUAUAUUCAGAAUGGACUUGUUGAGAAAGCUAUGUUGCUAUUUCAUGAGUUGGAAAAAAAGAGAGAUGAUAUUGAUAUUGAACUUUACAAUGUUAUUAUUGACGGAUUGUGCAAAAAUGGUCAGCUCGACAAAGCUCAUGCAAUUUUUGAGAAGCUUUCUUUGAUUGGAUUGUUUCCCAAUGUAAUUACAUACACUACAAUAAUAAAUGGAUUAUGUCUAGAAGGGUUGUUAGAUGAAGCCAAAGAUAUGCUAACAAAAAUGGAGGACAAUGGUUGUUCGCCAAACAACUACACGUACAAUGUUAUUGUGCGAGGAUUUCUCAAGUUUGGCAAAACUAGUGAAAUGACAACUUUUUUGAAGGAAAUGACUGAAAGGGGAUUCUCAUGUGAUGCAAGUACAGUAAAGUCACUAAUAGCUGCUAUAGCGAAGGAUCCUUCUUUGCUUAACAUGAUACCUGAAUUUCGCUUGGGAAAUAAGAAGUGAUUUAUUUCACUUGAUUUAUUCAGCUAUACUUAUUUUCACAUUUAUCGUCUUCUUUUAACACAAGAGGCUGAACUGAAUGAAGGAUGAUUACAGCUACCAUCUAGUUAAAGCACUUGUAUAUUUUAUUUUCUCAAACAUUAAAGUGUUGUGUGGAAGUUAAGUGGCUAUUAAUAUGAUCUUAACAGGGUAAUUCUUUGUUAUGCCCCUUAGUUAUUCUUUUUGUUCUAUUCGGUUGCGAUUGCUGUCUUCUUCAGGAUUAGGUGAAAAACAGAUGACUUCAGGCUUGGAAAUUCAUCCUGUUCCCACUAUUGGUCUAGUCUAAGUUAACUUUGUCCCUCUCUCUCUCUCUCUCUCUCUCUCUCUCUCUCUCUCUCUCUCUCAUGUGGAGAAACAGAUUAACUUGAGACAAUCUUUGCAUGCUGUAAUUGAGCAGAUUUAGCUUUUCAGAAGCACGCCAAGUCAGUUAAUCUUUAGACACUUGUUCUGGAGAGAGAUUAUUGCAGAAUAUGCUUGCGCAUAUUUUGGAUUAGAAAUCCAAAAAAAGAUCAUCAUUAAGUAAUCUAUUAAGUUGCUGUUCAACCGUGCAAGCAGAGGCAGAUGCAGCCUUAUACACAAUGGGUUCAAAUGAUCCUAGACCUCUAGUGAGCACACAUGAGAUGCAUACCUCAUUAGUGCAUGAUUUAUUGUAAUGAUGGUUUUUUUUAUUCAUAACAAAUGGAUUGAUUACUUUUUAGAAAUGAAAAGGGGAUCCUUUGUUAGUUAUUCUAUUCACAAUCAUAGCUGGGAGGGAAAUGCAAAUAUCCCAACCAAAUUUGAGCUAUAGAAGGGCUAGUCCUAUUUCUUUUGCUUCAUUCGCAGACUUCAUCAUGUUGGCGACAUAGAACCCAGUACCAAUAACCAAUAGAGCACAACGAGUCAUUUUCAUCAUUUUUCUUGGAUUCUUCAGAUUUGCAGCCAAACCACUAGGCACUAGCAUAUCUGGCUGUUUCACCAUCAGUCGCAUCAUUUGACAAUUACUCUCAGAUUCCCUGUAAGAACUACUUUUAUCCGCUGGAGAUAUUUCUGGAAGACUUUUACCUUUUUUUGCUGGCUCUCUAGCAGGGGUAUUAUUAUCCUGCUUAGUGAAUUCAUCUCUAAAGGGGUACCCUUUUAGGUUUCGGUACACUAAUUUAAAAAUUCAUCCAGUAACAGUAAUCAUUAGGGACUUUUAAUUUAAUUACUCUUGUCUUUUCUUUAGACAAGUCAGUCAUGACUAUUGGCCUUCUUGGAGUAGUACGGGCGGAUUGGGAAGAAUAGUUAAGCCCUCUUGUUUUCAAAAGUGACAAAUAUUUUGAACCAAUUUUUUUUGUGUGACUAAAGUGGCAAAUAAAAGCAUGAGGGAGUAAUAUUUUUCUUUCUUUUACGAGAUUCUAAUCUUCUUGGCCGUUGUUUGUGACAGAUUUAGACCCACGCUAUUCAAACUUUAAUGACAUCAUCAUCCAUUCAAUUAUCGACAUGGAUGUUGACGUGAUCACCAUCGCGACCUUCAGGUCAGGUGAAAAGUUUCUUUUUGUGUUCCGCAAGGGAGUGAAUUAUGGUGCUGGGAUUGCAGUGGAGUAUACGACAUCCAUUAGCCAAGGAUUCCAUUGAUAGAAUAAUUUGCUGACAGGAUCAGGAAGAUCCUUGCAUCCUUGAUACCAACAUCCUCUGGGGUAACCCUGUCUAUAGCUUCUAGACGCACAAGUAUACUGAAGUUAAGCCUGCCCUCAACAACUUGGUUGCAGCUGCUAAGCUCUUCCACGCACAGUUGGCCAGCACCAAGUGAGCUUGAUUUACCUACACGACAAUAUCUGACAUUUUGAAAGAUGAUGCUGUGCACAGCAGAUGAUACUAUGUUAUGAAGCGGUGAAGCGGAAGACAAACCGUACAUUUGGACCCUUUGGUGAUUUUGGUAACUGGGAAAAAUAAAUCAAUUGCUGGAAUUAUAUUUGGACCCUUUGGUGAUUUUGGUAACUGGGAAAAAUAAAUCAAUUGCUGGAAUUAUAUUUGGACCCUUUGGUGAUUUUGGUAACUGGGGAAAAUAAAUCAAUUGCUGGAAUUAUUAGAGAAAGAGGUGUCAACCACUUUCAAAAGCUAUAGUUAUCACUAUGAUGCAGUUUCCUUUUACCUCCACAAAUCAUAUCCAGUGGAAUAGCGGAAGUUGUAACAAUGGCAACUAGAACAGCUCUUGAGUUUCCAAUCAAGGUUGAGGAGAUUUACAACCAUACGAUUCAAACUUCAAUGACAUCAUCAUCCAUUGAAUUAUCGACAUGGAUGUUGACGUGAUCAUCAGCGCGACCUUCAGGUCAGGUGAGAAGCUUCUUUUUGUGUUCCGCGAGGGAGUGAAUUAUGGUGCUGGAUUGCCCUGGAGUAUACGACAUCCAGUAGCCAAGAAUUCCAUUGACAGAACAAAUUGCUGACAGGAUUGGCAAGAUCCUUGCAGUCCUUGAUACAAAUAUCCUCUGGUGUAACCCUGUCUAUAGCUUCUAGACGCACAAGUAUACUGAAGUUAAGCCUGCCGCAGCAACUUGGUUGCAGCUGCUAAUCUCCUCCGCGAACAGUUGGCCAGCACCAAGGACCAUUAAAUCCAGUAAAAUUAAAAAGAUGGAAAACAAUUACAACAGCAUGAGUAGAUGUACUUGAUGUGACGAUGUUCCCAAAUGCUAAAGCAUAUGGAGCAUCCUUACGAAUUACGAUACACUGAAUUAGCUUUGCAACAGCCGGGGGAGGGCAUCUUUAUGUAUACAAUCAGAGAUGAAGAGGAGAUGGCUCAAUCUGAACAUACCUCUCCAUGGUCCAUAGGUGCUGAAAAGUUAAUGCAUCUCCAAUUUUGCGGGACGUGCAAGAGCUCACUUUAAAUGAGAAGUCUUCUUCAGUGAAAUCAUUGUGCCAUUUGCCUAGAGAAACUAUACCAUCAUAUGCAAUGACACCAUCUUGUAUCCCUACAGUCUCGAAUGCAAAUUCUAGUGCGAGGAAGAUUGAACAGUUUAAUUCUUAGUUUAUUCCCCUAAUUAUUCCUUUUGUUCUGUUUAGUUGUGAUUGUUGUCUCCUUCAGGAUUAGGUGAACAAAGCUUGACUUUGGUGAUGGACAUCCGUCCUGUUCCUAAAGUUGUUCUAGUCUAAUUUUAGACACAAACACUCUCUUUCUCUCUCUCUCUCUCUUGAGUAGAGAUACACAUUAGAUGUACCAUAUAAGACAAUCGUUUACAUGCUAUUAUAGAGCAGAUUUAACUUUUCAGGUUAUUUCUUC